AGUAUUCGAAAAUACAUAAAUACUUACUAUUCAGAUAAUAUAUGGAUUUUUAUUCGAAUGCAUAAGGCCUGAGAACUUUUUGAGCGGUCCUGUACUGCAGUUGGCUCUGGAAACUGAUUUACUAGUCGCACGCAACGCAGUUGUCAAUGACUUGAACAUAAGAACUUCAAAACUGUUCACCACACAAUAUCAAAAUGGUCGAAGAAAAUAAUACCUUUGGGUUUGAGCUCAUACAAUCAUUGUACGAUAAUGAAAUUGUGAAGAAGGAAGAUGUUUUAAUUUUGUUCAUUCACUGGUAUUUAAUAAAACAUGGAUUCAAGUGCAUCGGUCUUGGCGAUUCGAAAGCAUUUAACGAGUCAGAGAAAGGGACUGAGUUACUUCCAGAUGGUUGGAAUUCACAUCCAAAUUAUACAUUUCGAUACAUAAAUGACAAAAAGUUGUAUAUAUUGCAUGGUAUAAAGUCAGACGAGGAUCUACUUACAAAUCUAUUGAAAGUUGAUGAUCAGAAUGUAUCCAGUGCUCAGUUUCCAAUUAAUCAAACUAUAAAUGGUCUUCACGGACCAUUAGAAUCUCUAAUAUCCUCGCAUCAAAGUGUUAUAAAUAUAAUUCAGAAGGAUCUUAUUGAUCCCCUGCUGCCUGGUAAUACCAUAGAUAAUUCUACUCAGACAGGGUCAAUAAAUAGAGAGGAACGCAACAUUGAGAUUGACAGAAGUCCUGAUCCUUUAAGGGUGGGACCUGCAAUACGACCUUCUUCUGUACCUCACAGAUGGGAUCCUCUAGCUGAUCCUUCAAGUGUAGGAGGUGCUGAUUUGAACCCAUUUGGACGCGGUGGCGGUGGUAUGAUUUAUGAUCCAUUUUCAACGCUCCGCAAUCCUGUGAAUCCACUUAGACCAGCUUUAGGAGUUCCUGGAAGAUUACCACCGGGCGCAGUUCCUCCACAUGCAAGAUUCGAUCCUUUUGGUCCUCCCGAUAUCGAGCAACCCAGACGACGCCAUGAUCCAGAUAAUGAUCACUUACCUCCUCCAGGAUACGAUGACAUGUUCAUGUAAAUGAAGGGAUAAAAUAAUGUAUAAGAAAUAUGUAUCAGUUACGCAUAGUUUUGUACACUUCGCUGUCUAUUAAUGUUUAUCUAAUUUUGUAAAAAAAAAAGAAAAUAACGAUAUUUAAAUAAACGAUGCCUGUUGUUUAAAAAAAAAUAGCUUGGCAUAAAAAUAUUUUAUUUUAUUAAAUUCGUCGGAUGUGAAAAGUGUCAUAACACGCUGCUUCUUCACAAAACGACUUCCAUUCUUUUUUAUUUCAUUACUGAUGUUUUACAAUAUAACAAAAUUCAUCAUUUAUAAUUUAAUCAAUGUCAUUAAUACAUCGGUAGGUAAGGAAAUUACAUUAACAAAUUAAAUACAAUAAUAAUAUAGUAAUUCUUGUUUAAAUUGCGCUAACUCGUUAAAUUUAUUUGUUUGUUUAAUCGAUUCGAAAAAGAGCGAUCGUUCUCAUCCCGUUACGUCGGUUCAAAAUAGAGGAUAUUUUCUUUGCUACCUAAGUUGUUCCUGUUCUCAGUAUUUAUAUACGAGUUGAAAAAUAUUUUCUUUAACGUAAAAGUAAAUCAAAUACGAUUCUCAUAGUCGCCAUUAUAAAAGUAAUGGCAAUUAAACGAAAAGCUACGUUUGUUCACCGAUUAAUUUUCUUGCAUAAUAAAAUGAAAUAUGACACAACGUUUCGAUUCAAUUCUUCGAGAAUAAAAAUGUCUAAAUAAUAGGGGUGUGCCGAGAUCUUGUCCGAAGUUCGCGUCUCAUCCCGAAUUACGCACACCUCUAUCAAAUACUCUGUGAGUACACGAAAUAGUAAAUAUUCAGAUCAAAAUACGUCCCUAAAUACAAUUUCACAAUAACAUCUACCAAUGCCCAUUGAUUAUCGAUUUAAAACACAGCGGAUCACGAUCCUCGUUAAUCCCGAAAAAGAUUUGAAAUACAUCAUCGUUUUUUACAAGUAGUCACGUUUCACUAAGACCGAUUAUCAAUCCCCUUCUAAUUUGCAACUAUUUUUUCGCAAAAAAUGUAUCACAGAUAAAAAAUAUUCACGCACAUUACGUAAUUACUUCUGAUAUUGAAGUACAUCUUGCCUUGAAGAAGUGAAUCGACGUGCAAAAUGAAAUUUCACAUGUUUCAAAAUUCGUUGGUAACUAUUUUUUUUUCUCUUUUCAAUGAGUCCUAGGUAUACCUAAUUAAAGUAUCAUUAUCUUACUUUAAAAGGGCUAUCAUUGAGAAACAAAAACAAAUGUUAGCGAUCAUGACAAAUUGUGUAAUAGUAAACUAAAUAAUAAUAUUAAUAAUAAUAAAUUGAACGAGUAAAAAUUAUUCAUUCAAUUUCGGAUCUAAGGCUUGAUAAGUAUUUUUUUCUUAUAAGAAUGUCCCUCGUCCCAUCCUCUGGUAAAAAAUAUUGCAGUUUUUUUUUUAACAUUACAAAAAAGGAGCUGUACCAGGUUCAAAUAUCAUUUCCAGUCUGUGAUCACGGUGAAUGUACUUUGUUUUGCGGAGUACCUAAUGAAUGAAAGAAAAUUAUGCACAAAAAGGGCAAACCUUAUCACUGGUGACGCAACAAUCGUGCAAUUAAAUUCGGUAGUCAGUUUCGUAGAAAAACCUUACGUGCUAAUCAUGAAAAGAAAACUAAGAUACAAACAGCUAACGACAAUUCACAUCAUUCUUGUACAUAAUCCCUGCCAAGUACGAAAAUAGUAAAACGAUUCACAUAUUAUAAAUACAUGUAUAGAAACGGUACAUUCACGUAUCGACAGACGCGUGAAAUGAUCUAAAUAUUACGUUCAUUAUUUUAGGAGCGAAUUUUUUUUUUCUAUUUUUUGAACACAGUUUAGUGUGGCGUACAGCGUCAUCGACAAUUUUACCAAAAUACGAUUACAAUACAUGCUUCACACAAAACGCGUAUGCAGCUUUUAAAAUUUUUUUCGAAUAAAAGUGGAUGUUUUUUCUUUAAAAUCAUUUUGGUGAAAUUGCCGUUAAGCUACGAUAAAAGUGAUAUAUAACUCUGGAGUGAUUCAUUUCACUUCGUUUCGCAAUAUUUCGUUAGUUUCAAGUUAACGCAGAUUUCAAGUCCAGUGAAAGUUAAGAAUACCUAUCAGUUCGGCAUGCCACUGGAAAUGCAACGCAAUGUUCUCUCUCGUCCGUGUUAAUAAUUUACGAAUUGAUACUAGAAGAUUUCGACUAUCUAUAAAUCACUGUAUCAGUGAUUUAUUUUAUAGAAAUUUAAUAGUUCCUUUACAGGUAUGGCAAUGAGUAAAAUAUAUGUACAUUGCAGUUCAAAGUUGAUUUGUAUUAAUUAUGUAAAAUACAAGCUGCACUUAAAAGCAGUAAUGUUGAUAGUUGAAAGAGUUUACAUUUUUAUAGAAACUUCCGGCAGAGUAGUGGCGCUUCCCUACCAAAAAUUCUAAUUUUUUAAGUAGAAAAUAAUAAAUCUGGGAAACUGAGAGUUUGGGAAUUUAAAAAUAUAGAAAUAUCAAGGUUUUAAAUUUAGAAACGCUGUAAUCUGGAAAUUUCAAAUUUUCAAAUUGAAAGAUUCAUCACCAUAAGUAUCCAUCACUGCUUCAAAUUAUACUUUUAACAUAAUAUGCACAGUCAAUUGAUUACAGCAAAAUUGUCUAUACUUACGAAUUGAAUUUAAUCGAGAUAUUAUAUCUUGAAUGAAAAUGGUAUAAUGUCUGAACCACACGCUGUUAAGGAUACAUGUUUUGCAACGAAUGCGGUAAAGAAAGAUUCGAUCAUAGCGAUCUAAAUGCAAACGCAAUAGAUCACUAAAAAAAAGUGUUGGCAAAGUAUUUAUGCAUUUUUUGCAAUCAAACAUUCUGUAAAACAUAACCUUUUAUUGCACUAAUUUCUCUAAACUACGUUUGGUGACGGUUGUGUACAAUCGCAGUACUGAAAGAACCGUCUUUUUUUGCUAAAAAUUCAUGCUAGUUUUAAAGUUCUUGUUCCAACCAUUUUUUAAAUAUUUAACAUAAAUAACGUAUUGGCUAAUGUUUACAAAUUAAUUAAUUAAUUAAGUAUUGCAUGUUUUAUUUUCUUGGACCAAAUAAAUGCAGCCUUCUAGAAUACCUAUGCACAAUUAUCUUUAAACGAGGCACUAAGUAUUACUGUAUAACGCAUAAGUUGAUCCAAUUUCUUUUAUUGUACAAUUUAUGAUCAGGAACAUUUCAAAUUCAUUACUGUUCUGAUCACGCGCACAAGGUUUCACUUGUUCUAUAACGAGUAAAGUUGAUUUAAUAAAAAGUGUAGUACAAAAAUUUCAUAAAAUCAGAAUGCAAACAAUUACAAGCAAUUCACUUUUAAAUUUCUUGCUUUAGAGAAUUAGAUGAUGAAAGAGUAUGCUUGUAACAUAUUUUAAGUAGUUCGGUUGCAUUUCCAUUGAUAGGCCUUUCAGAACAGAGUCGAUACAAUUAUGUCUCUUGUUACCAGGCGCGAAAACCUAUACAAUUAGGUAUACCAAUCAGUAUGAAUUAGUAACUUUUCACAGAAAAAAAAAA
Molecule: messenger RNA, 4528 nt
Organism: Megachile rotundata (alfalfa leafcutting bee)
Lineage: Eukaryota; Metazoa; Arthropoda; Insecta; Hymenoptera; Megachilidae
Gene: PI31
Product: Proteasome inhibitor 31 kDa
Biological process (GO): proteasome-mediated ubiquitin-dependent protein catabolic process
Molecular function (GO): proteasome binding; endopeptidase inhibitor activity
Source: RefSeq, a predicted model, not a curated record